This is a messenger RNA of Nicotiana attenuata, 1262 nucleotides long. Its product is annotated as protein TIC 20-I, chloroplastic-like. The coding region runs from base 231 to 1019 and encodes 262 amino acids. Lineage: Eukaryota; Viridiplantae; Streptophyta; Magnoliopsida; Solanales; Solanaceae. The record is from RefSeq and is a predicted model, not a curated record. The transcript has 3 exons.
CCGAGGACUCAUAGCCAGCUCAAAAGUGGAUAUCCCACCUAAUUUUCCCCGUCCCUGUGGUGUAUGGCCUCAAUUUAGAAGUGAGCGGCGGCCCAUUGACAGCUCGUUUUCCUCUUAUUCAAAAUCCAGUAAUCCACCAUAACAGAUAAGUUCUGAGCACUCACUUGCACCCCGCACAUCUCUUACUCUCUCUCUAUGCCUUCAACUAGAACAUCUCCAAGGGCUUGAAUAUGAUCCUAAAUGGGUGCUCCUUAAGCCUCUCCAAGUCCGAUGGAUCUGCAUCAUCAAGCAGUUCACUGCUGCUGCCUUAUAAGGUUGUAACCUCAUGUGUUAGACGUUCACCAGCACCUCAUCGGUACUAUCCGACAUCCUGCUCCAAAGGAUUCAGCUUCCUUGAUCUUUCUUCUGCAUCAUCACCUCUUUUCAGUGGUGAAUAUGGUGGCCUUUCGCACGCUUUACCCCAGUUACCAAGGCGAAGCCAAUUUUCCCUUGCCCCUAGAGCGUCAAAAGAUGUCCCAUAUAGUUACAGAUUCCCUGCGAUGACCACAAAGCCAAAGUGGUGGUGGAGAACCUUAGCAUGCCUCCCUUAUUUGAUGCCUCUUCACGAGACCUGGAUGUAUGCUGAGACGGCAUAUCAUCUCCACCCCUUUUUGGAAGAUCUUGAGUUUCUGACAUACCCUUUCCUGGGAGCAAUUGGAAGAUUACCAAGCUGGUUUCUAAUGGCAUACUUCUUUGUUGCUUAUCUUGGUGUAGUGAGGAGAAAGGAAUGGCCUCAUUUCUUUAGGUUUCAUGUGGUGAUGGGGAUGCUACUUGAGAUUGCCCUACAGGUUAUUGGGACUAUAAGCCGCUGGAUGCCACUUGCUGUGUACUGGGGCAAAGUUGGCAUGCAUUUUUGGACUGCCGUCGCAUUUGCCUAUCUGUUCACUGUUUUAGAGUGCAUAAGAUGCGCCCUCGCGGGGAUGUAUGCAGACAUUCCAUUUGUCUGUGAUGCAGCUUAUAUUCAAAUACCUUAUGAUUAAUGGCUGCCAACAUAUGCUUCUUAUGCCUUCUAGAUAGAAUAUUGAGGCUGGAUGGAACUGAAAAUGAUCAGUCUCUUUUGGAUUGUAAAACUUAAAUCUUUUAUAUGAUGGACCUGUAAAACUAAAUUUACGCCAGUGUUGUUCUUUCCUCUUCCAUUCCUCAAAGGGAUUGACUAAGUUCUCAUUGUUGUCAAAUUGGUUUUUUGUUUGUUCUCUUAAUCUCAAUUGCAUUUAUUCCGAGCA